AUGGCCGCCGAUAUCCCCGUUAUCGAUGCUCACAUCCAUCUCUUUCCCGAAUCAGAGCUUCCAACAUUGGCCUGGUACAAGCCAGAGAGUCCGUUAGCGAAACAGUACUCGAUAGAACAGUACAAGGCUGCUACAGAAGGUUCUACGCCGAAGGGCUUCAUUUUCCUGGAGUCGGAUCGGAAGAAUGACUUGGAAGCUGGAGAGAAAGACGGCAGUGGCUGGGAAGACCCAUUAAAGGAGGUUGCCUGGCUGAAGCGCAUCGUUACUGGUCAGCCCAAACCGGGUGAGGGCCACACUGAAGAAGACGCCUCCUUAUGCCUGGCUUACAUUCCGUGGGCGCCCAUGCCCAGUGGCGCUGCUGCCAUGGAGAAGUAUAUCGAUCUAGUAAAGCAGGAGGCUGGUGAGAGCUGGCCUAAGGUCAGGGGCUUCAGGUACUUACUACAAGAUAAGCCGAGCGGGACCAUGUUAACGGACAAGUUCAUCGAGAGCUUGAAGGUCCUUGGUCGCAAGGGUCUCGUGUUUGAUUUGGGCGUCGACCAACACAACCGCGGCAGGGCCCAACUAGAAGAGGUUGUCGAGAUGAUUGAUCGCGCACAUGACGGAGUACCUGAGGAGGAGAGAGUCACCCUUAUAAUCAACCACCUAUGCAAGCCAGAUCUGUCCAUCUAUAACGUACAAACGAGCCCAUCCUUCAUCGCGUGGCGCACGGCCAUCUUCACACUAAGCAAGUGCAGCAAGACAUACCUAAAGCUAUCAGGUGGCUUCUCGGAAAUGCCCGAGUCACUACGACAGCGUUCGCCUGAGGACAUUUUCGAUGCCAUAAGCCCGUGGCUUAGCGUCGCCCUGGCCGCCUUCGGCGCCUCCCGCAUCAUGUUUGCUAGCGAUUGGCCUGUAUGCACGGUUGGCGUCGGCGAGGAUGCCUGGCACAAAUGGAAAAAGAUUGUCGAUCGCAUGUGCUGGAUGGCCUCCUUCGAGGACGAGGAAAAGCGGUUGAUCUUCGGUGGCACGGCAGUCGAGGCUUACGGUAUCAAAAUCUAAAAUCCAGAGUUUGUUAUUUAUCCAAACUAUGGUUCUGGAAGAAAGAGGUCGAGGUUGAAAAAUAGCGAUGCAAAAUUUCUACAUUCACACGCGCCCAUGACGCCCCAUAUCUUACGCAUACUCGAAUAUAUAAUCAAAAAAAUGAACGACGCAUGAUAUUUAUCUACAUACCCACCUCUUCUCAUACAGAUACGUCGUGGAUAUAUCCGCGCUUACUUAGGUACUGACCUAGUUAUUGCCUACAUAAUAGUCAGUCAAGUACCUACUUGGGGAUGUUCAUCGCAUCGUCCAACUGAUUGGUUGCGGGAUAAGAAAAUCAUAUCUAGCAUAUGCACGGAAUAACGUAUCUUAGGAGUAGCAUGUAUCAAAUUUUUACUCCUUGGUGUGCAAUUGUUUUCUUUGCUGAGACUGCCAUACACUACAAAGUACUCACCCCCUAUUCAUAUCAUUGACACAUGCACCCUACAAUCAGAUUCUUAUCUGACUGGUUGUACCGAGGCACAUAUCUGGAUAGGUAUGUGCGUACGUCCAGCAGACAAACUACCUACCUAGGGUACAUAGUACAUACCUAGUAACAACCUCAACCUUCCGAGGUCAUCGUCAACUACUAGGCAGGCAGGUACCUACAUAUAUUAUACACCCAAAUUGCGAGGCCCCUAGGGAGGUAUGUAAGUCGGCGAGAUCACAAGAACGAGUAGAACUUGGAACUUGAC
This is a messenger RNA of Hypoxylon fragiforme, 1751 nucleotides long. RefSeq names its product amidohydrolase 2. The record is from RefSeq and is a predicted model, not a curated record. Gene Ontology annotation, molecular function: hydrolase activity. Lineage: Eukaryota; Fungi; Ascomycota; Sordariomycetes; Xylariales; Hypoxylaceae. The coding region runs from base 1 to 1038 and encodes 345 amino acids. The transcript has 2 exons.